Messenger RNA from Cryptomeria japonica (Japanese cedar), 693 nucleotides. RefSeq names its product MFS-type transporter clz9-like. The record is from RefSeq and is a predicted model, not a curated record. NCBI's taxonomy places the organism in Eukaryota, Viridiplantae, Streptophyta, Pinopsida, Cupressales, Cupressaceae. Bases 1 to 693 code for a protein of 230 amino acids. Gene Ontology annotation, molecular function: DNA binding. The transcript has 3 exons. Gene Ontology annotation, cellular component: nucleus.
AUGGAAUGUGCUAUGAAAGAUGUUGAAGACAAUUCAUAUUCCAUCAGAGCAGCUACGAAAAAGGGGAAUUCCUGUUUCCGCAAACGCCAUCCAGAUUUGACAAUAAGGACUGCAGAGGGUCUAGACAGGGAUAGAGCAGUAAUGCUACGACCAAGUAUUGUGACGGAUUUUUAUGACAACCUGGAGAAAUUGUACAAUGCUUAUGAAUAUGGACCAACAAAAAUAUGGAAUUAUGAUGAAACGGGUGUGCAAGCAGCAGGUCAUAGCAUUCCAGGAUUUUAUCUUUUCAAGGACAAAAGACAGCUUAAAAACUACAUUGCGAACUGUGAACCGGAAGCAUGUAUGGCUGCACAACCACAUGCGUGGAUGACAAAAGAAUUAUUUUUAAAUUGGCUAUAUCACUUUGCUAGAUCUGUUCUGGGUGGAGUUUCACCCACAAACAGACAUCUCCUUAUAUUUGAUGGUCAUCGAAGCCAUGUUGCUUUGACUACAAUCCAUGAAGCAAAAUCUCUUGGUAUUGAUCUUUUAACAUUGCCUGCCCAUACCAGCGACAAAUUGCAGCCUCUAGAUGUAAGUGUGUUCUCUCCAUUCAAGACACAUUUCAAAACUGAAAGGUCAAAAUGGAUGGCCAAACAUCCACACAUAGAAAUAAGGAGAACUAAAUUGGCAGAACUUGCAAGUAAAGCAUUCUAA